CCGGUCUGAUACCUGAUCACGUGACACGCACAGUUACACUUGGUGGAGCUCCAUUAAGCUGUGACCGUCUCCAUCUUUCUCCUCACCCCCACCAUCAUCAUAUCGCCCACUACCAAAUCACCGAUCAACACCAAGCAUGUCGGAACAAGCUGGCGAGGCUGUACCUGCAGCUCAGAAGAGUAGCUGGACGAGCUUUUUGAAGUCGCUGGCUGGCUUCACGGGCGAUCUGUCAGCUAUGACUGCUCCUCCGUUUAUAUUGUCACCUACGUCCCUUACUGAGUUCCCAGCUUACUGGUGUGAGCGACCUGAAUUGUUCGCUGCGAUUGCAGAUGGGAAGACGGAGCAAGCCCGAGCAUUGGCUGUGUUGAAAUGGUUCAUCAGUACGCUUAAAGGGCAAUACACAUCCCGGAACGAAUCGAUGGGAUCUGAGAAGAAGCCGUUGAAUCCUGUUCUUGGAGAACUCUUCUACGGGUAUUGGCCAGCGAAUGCAGCUCGCGGAGGCAAAACCACCCUAGUCGUAGAACAAGUCUCUCAUCACCCACCCAUCACAGCUUACCGCAUAGAGAACCUAGAAAAAGGUGUGAUCUUGACUGGACACAGGUGCCCAAAAGACGAGUUUUACAUCAUCGUGAAGCAAGUUGGACACGCAACUCUGACUGUAUCCCUUCCGUCUGGUGAGACCGAGGAAUACCUGAUCACACUUCCUCGACUCCGUAUUGACGGGCUGUGGUACGGAUCUCCAUAUAUCGAGCUUGCAGAAACGAGUUACAUUCAAAGCUUCUACCGGAUUGAAUACAAAGGCAAAGGCUAUUUCUCCGGCAAAUCACACACGUUUAAAGCAACGCUCACCCCGCCUUCACACGUCCACACGUCUCCCCACGUUAUCGAAGGGACGUGGCAUACGACGUCUAAAGAGUUGCAUAGUGGUGCUCCGUUCCAUGAUGUCACCUCGCCGAAGGAGGAGAUCACGGUUGCGCCUAUUGAUCAGCAGGGGGAGUGGGAGAGCAGGAAGCUGUGGCACGGUGUUGCGACAGGUAUCAGGGAAGGUGAUUUUGAGAGCGCUGCGACGUUUAAGGGGAAGAUUGAGGUGCGUUCAUUGUUCUCGUUUUCCUUUCUUUCUAGAGGUUUUCUGAUCGGACUAUGUUGGAAUUUGGAAUUGGCACAGAAUGAGCAAAGGCAGAGAAGACGGGACGAAUCUGCUAGCGGUAUGACGUGGGAGUUGAAGCAUUUCAAACAUAUAGAACAUGAUCCUGUUUGUGAGUGGACCUCCUCUCUCUUCUGUUCAUCGUUUGUCUAGAUACUAAUGCUAACGCCCUUUGAAGACGAACGUCUAGGCAAGCUAUUCAAAGCAAGCCCCCCAACAGAGGAUGGAUACA
Molecule: messenger RNA, 1376 nt
Organism: Suillus fuscotomentosus
Lineage: Eukaryota; Fungi; Basidiomycota; Agaricomycetes; Boletales; Suillaceae
Exons: 9
Coding region: 137-1297 (386 amino acids)
Biological process (GO): endocytosis; maintenance of cell polarity; exocytosis
Cellular component (GO): membrane; cytosol; intracellular membrane-bounded organelle
Molecular function (GO): oxysterol binding
Source: RefSeq, a predicted model, not a curated record